AAACUUCUUCAAUCCUUUGAGUUUUGACGUGAUCUGUUCUCGGUCUCUGCUGAAGCCACGCUCCUUGAGUUUUCAAUCAAUCAAUCAAUUGAUCAAUCAAUCAAUCAAUCAAUCAAUCAAUGAAUCAAUCAGUCAAUCAAUCAAUCAAAGCUUUAUUUAUAAAGCGCCUUCCGCAACCCUGUCAGGAAGCCCAAGGCACUGAACAUGGUACAGUAGAAGGUAAAUAUAUUGAAUUAAUCAAAAAUAAAAGCAAUUCAAAUUACAAAAUACAAAUUACAAAAAAGGUGAAACAUUCUGGUACAGGACAAAUGUGUAAAACAAUGGAUUUAGUGAACCAAUGAAAACUGUGAAAUAAAUUCAACGUAAAAGAGGGCCAAAAUCAAACAUGUUCAGGAAACGUCAAGCGGAGGAGGUGUGUUUUUAGGCGACUCAAAGACUGGCAGAGAUGGGGACAGCCUAACUGAGGGUGGCAACUGGUUCCAGAGUGACGGUGCUAGGACUGAGAAAGCCCGGUCCCCGCGAGUACGACACCUAGAACGAGGGACAGCGAGCAGGCCUUGGUCAGAGGAGCGCAGAGCGCGUGAUGGGGAAUGUUUUUUCAGGAGUGUGGCUAGAUAGAGGGGACCACCACCCUGGAAGAAAUGAUAAACAAAGACGAGGAUUUUGAAUUGUGAGCGAUAGCAAACCGGAAGCCAGUGCAGGGAGGCCAGAACCGGACUGAUGUGGUCCCGUUUCCUGGUUCCAGUCAGGAACCUGGCUGUGCUGUUCUGCACAACCUGUAGGCGACGCAGUGAUGACUGACACAACCCUGCAUAGAGAGAGUUGCAGUAAUCAAGCCUAGAAACAACAAAGGCAUGAAGUACCCGCUCCAGGUGGGCUCUCGACAGCAUAGGCUUGAUUUUUGCAAGGCAUCUCAGGUGAAAGAAACUGGACCGGAUCACAGAAUUGAUGUGAGCAUCAAAUUUAAGGCCAGCAUCAAGUUUCACCCCCAAACUGGUAACAACUGGUUUUGAGUAGGGAGAAAAAGGGCCAAGAUCAACAUAACGAUCCAAAUUCCUGCUGUUGGGGUGAAAAACAUGUAUGUACAGUCUAUGGUGAAAAACAAUGAGCUCUGUCUUUCCCUUAUUCAGAUGUAGAACGUUGGCCAUUAGCCAAGACUUCACCUCGUUAAGACAGGACACAAAGGACUGGAUAGAGUGACCUUUCUCCUGACACAAUGGAGAGUAAAUCUGGCAAUUGUCAGCAUAGAGAUGGAAUGAUAGGCCAUGUUUAUGAAAGAUUGACCCCAGAGGUAGCAAAUAAAUGGCAAACAAAAGAGGACCAAGGAUCGAUCCCUGCGGGACCCCCCAGCGGAGCCCCUCCCAAGAUGAAAAAACAUCACCCAGUUUAACGCAGAAUGUCCUGUUGUGGAGAUACGAUCUAAACCAGUCCAGAGCAGACCCUUUGAUCCCAACCCAUCGUUCCAAGCGAUCGAGUAGAAUUGCGUGGUCAACUGUGUCGAAGGCUGCUGUCAGGUCUAACAACAGAAGCACCACAGAUGUACCCUGAUCCAGUGAUAGAUAGAUGUAAUUUAGGAGGGUUUUUUAGACAAACCCUCAAAGAGGUGGUUGUCCGUCACAGCUCCUGAGAAAUGUCUGGCUACUUCUGCCUCUACUCGUAAAGACAGAAGUUCACAGAUCUCGUUGUCACUCCAAUUAGCCAUGUCAGCUGGUUGUUUACUAAAUGUCCCAUGUUUACUUGGUUCAUAUAUUAUUUCCGGUCAGGGGUCGCUGCACAUUUGCUACGCCAUUUGACAUCUUCCUCUGUUGUGCCAAGGUGCAAUCGCUGUUUAUAGAAAAGACACUUACCGCAAUGUUACUACCAAGCGAGGCGCAACAAAUGCAGCAAAAUUCACACAACGCCAUGCCAGCAUGGCGUGUUUAUAAAACACACUGUUGCAGUAAUGUUACACUGAUUUGCCGGCACAGUGUGUCUUGUAAAAAGGGCUUGUGAGUCAUUUCCUACCAGGGCUAUAGAGGCAAACAAAAUGAGGCCAACCUAAAUGACUGAGAAUUUUCAAGGUCCCCAACAUUCCUCCACAUUCCAAUGGGCCAAUGAAAGGCAGCUAAUUGUCAGUGACUACGUUUACAUGCAGCCAAUAUCCGGGUUAUGAUCGGGUUAAGGUCAGUAUUCGGGUUUCUGAGUUGAUCAGAAUAACCCGUUUACAAGCAUAAAUAGAAAGAGUUACCCCUAACUUGCAUAACCCAAUUUAAAUGCGGACGUUGGGGUAGCGUCAGGACGUAUGGACUACGUCCAGACGCAAUAUGUGUCAUUUCUGGUUCUUCUUUUUCCGGUAUCCUUGAAAACAACAACAUGUUUCCCUGUUCGGAAGAGAUAGCGACCGCGUUUGUUUGCGCUUUAGUUUCCUCGUCACUCCAAAAGUGUGGUGCUGUGCCGCGACUCGCCAUGUUGCUCCCAACUUUUUGUUUACUUCCGGUGUUCUGGCGCAUACAAGACGUCUCGCUACUCAAAAGACCAAGAUUCCUUACGAACAGAGCAUGCGCAUAACACACGCUUUGAUGGGGAUAUCCCGAUAUGCGUUUACACGACCAAACAUUCGGGUUAGAAAAGGGUUACCCCAGGUGUAGUUACCGGGUUUUUAAAAACCUGGUUAUGAGCAUAUCCGGGGUUUUGGCGGUGUUUACAUGGACCUGCGGAACCGAGUUAUUGUGAAUAUUCGGGCUUUAAAAGGGUUACUGGCUGCAUGUAAACGCACUUAGUGACUGAGUAGUGAUUUUCAAACCAAGGAGCCAUUUGGCUAACUUUGGUAGAGCUGAAGGGGUCAGAAAAUCCUGGUAGUUCUAGUGUUAAGACCAGGGGUAACCCCAAAUGGUACAUAAAAACAACAAAACAAACAAAAAACAUAACAUUUUAUGAGUUUUAUUGUGUAUAAAAUAUAAGUUCAGUAUAUGAUUUCUUAAAUCUUUAUUAUUUCUACUGAAUGAAUAAAUAGUUAAUUCAAUAAUAUAUAAAUCAAUAAAGAAAUAAUACAUAUACAUGUUGCAACUCAUUGAAAUCUGUUCCUCUCUUUAUAAAAAAAUCCUAUAAACUGUCUGGUGGGUGUGGGGGAAUAGGCAGAUCGUGUCUGGGGGGUGGACUAUUGCCCCCUUUGGUCUUAGCUUGGGACUGCCACUGUUUCCUCUCAGACCAUGUGUUGGCUACUUGGUCAUGUGACACAUUUCCUUCCUAAAAAUAACACAUUUGUUUGCAUAACUCAGAAAAACACAUUGUUAAAAUAAUAUUUUCCUCUGUGAAAUUCAAAUAUUCGUUUUGUUUUCAUUUCCUAUAUUUCUAAGAUAAAAAUUUUAACUUUGCAGCAGCAGCUUAUUUUAUGUCAGAUAAACUGAUUUUGUGUGUUCCUGCUAUUCCAGUAAAAUAGGAACAGUCUAGUUUGAAUGAUGAAUCUGUGACAUCCCCUGAGCCUCCAGUCGCAGCUGGACUCAGCUCCACCUCGGAUGCUGUUUUUUUUUCUGCAUCUCAAAACAACCACUCGUCUGCUCUCAGGAAGUAAGCCUGCUGGAUGAAUAUCAAUAUGGACCCAAAUGCUCGAUGAGGAUGCCCAGCGCCUUAGCGAACGCAGCGCGCGGGAGUCUGCGCUUCUUUAUGUUUUAUUUUUGAGGUUUAAACUGAUGUCCCUGUUCCCGUCUGGUGAGCGACAUGGCUGAGCAGCAGCAGGAUGGGCUCACAGACCCCACCGCGCCUCGGUAGCAGAACUGCGCGCUGUUUAUCAUAAAAAUGGAAGACCUUUCACGUCAGGAAAAGGCGUCAGUCCGGCGAUGUGCGUCUGAACAUUGGAUUUUUUACCCAUACGUCAAUUGACACGUCGGGGAUUUUUUCCCUUUACCGAGACAGCUGUGUCAUCAACAACCGGCGUGGUUUUGUUGUUGUCUGAUUUUUUACGAGUCUGGGCGCCCGGAUCUGGGCUGUCGCCUCGUUCUACCUCUGCGCCAACCACAGGAGACGCUAACCAAGCGGAGAACAGCCGGUGGCAAACUUCGGCUUCUCCAGAGUCUUCUCCUAUACCAUGAGCUCUGGCUCUGCCCAGGAUGUGGCUGUCGAGCAUUUCCUGCGUGACAUAGAGUGGCGAAGCAAGCGGCUGCACUGCGCUGUGAUAGGCUGCGAGGAGGAGCGAUCCCGCAGCGACAUGAACCUGCUGUAUCGUAAGAGCCGUUUGGACUGGAGGCAGAGAGACCAAGAGGGAAGCAAAAAGAGCUCCACGCAGAACGACCCCUCAGCCACUGUUGGUAAAGUCAGAGACUUGGCUUCUUUCCGACGGCACUUCCGGAUGGGUUUCAUGACGAUGCCCGCCUCCCAGGACCUGUCUCCUCACACGUGUGUGUCUGCCAUGGCACCACGCUCACAGUCCUGCCACGCUGUCGGAGCAGAGGAUACCCACCUGGAGAACGGAGAUUACUCUGACACUCAGUCGCAGCACGGCGGCCGCUGCCCCCCAGCCAAACCCAAACGCCAUCCAAGUACUCGGCUCAGCUCCUCGUCCGCCGACAGCAGAGCACCUGCUGAGACCCCACCACCCUCUACAACCAGUCACUCACAGGCCAAACACUCAGAUAAGAAGAAUGCCAUGAAGAAAUCUGACUCUGGGGACGUCGGAUCAAAGAAGUUGCCUCCUUUGAAACCCAAGAGGAGUCCCAGCACCCAGCUCACCUUCGACCCUCUUCCUCCUCGUGUGCCUCCUCCUGCCUCGUCCAUGCCUUUCCAGACGGCAGAGUCUCAGAUUCAGGCAGGAGAUGGGGAGGAUGAACCAGUCUACAUAGAGAUGGUGGGCCAGGUGUUCACCAGAGAGAGCCAGACGGCCACGCCACACCCCGUCACGCCAGUGGCCACCACGCCAGACUCUGACUCAGACCAGAGUGAGGCAAUCUAUGAGGAGAUGAAAUACCCGCAUCAGGAGGACAGAGAGUCCCACAGGCAUCUGCCUUCUAAACACGAGAAACUAAAAUCCUCCAAACACUACCACGUCACCGCUUCCUCCUCCAGCAGUUCAUCUUCCUCUCUCCCACGCCCCUCCUCCUCUUCUCCUUCUUACUCCAAACCUAAGGCUACAGUGUCCAUCUCCCACUCAUCUCCUCUGCCUUCAUCUGCAUCCUCCACUCCUGUACCCCAGGUCCUCUCCACCAGCCCUCACACACCCCGAGCUCCUACUCCCUACCUGCUGCAAGGGAAUAAAUCUGAAGCAGAGUCCAACACAAAGAUCCCAGCCCCCUUCCCAAAUCUCCUUCAGCACCGGCCUCCGCUGCUCGCCUUCCCGCAGCCUGCAGCCGCCUCCAGUGGAGUAGGAGUGCAAAACAAGUCAUCCUCUUCCUCUAAAAUGCAAACAUCCAGUACAACAACCCAGGCCACCACCUCUUCAUCGGCCUCUUCUAAUGUUCUCUCAUCGCUGGCCAAGGAGCUAUCCGGAGGAAGCUCUUCCCAACAGGACAAACACAACAGAGAUUCCCAGUUGGGUCCAGCUCCCGGACUGAGAGCCAGAAGUCACUCCACUCCUCUACCCCCGUCCUCCAAAUCCACGUCCCCCUUCUCCCAUCAUCAUCACCACCCUCAUCAUCGCCCCUCACACUACCAUCACUAUCGCAAGCCGGACAGAGGAGACUCCCCCGCUCCAACCAAGAGCAGCUCUCAGACCUCCAGCCAGGCCACAGUCCAGACUCAGACGUCGAGCUCGGGCAAGGAGAGCAAGUCCGUCAGCUUCAUGCUGAAGUCCAACAAAGGAGAGAGGGAGAAAGACAGAGAAAGGGACAGGGCAAGGGACAAGGACAAGGAGCGAGACAGAGACAAGGAUAAGGACAGAGAAAGAGACAGGGACAGAGAUCGGGACAAGGAGCGAGACAGGGAAAGGGAUCGGGAUCGGGACAGUGGACCACAUUCCUUACCGUUAGAUAGCACAAGCGGCCAAACUCCUCACAGCAGCACCAGCUCUACCCCUACGCCAUUGUCUUCAUCCCAGCGUCCUCAUUCCCGUCCACAUCUCCGAUCUCACACCCCCCAUUGCCUUCCGACGUACAAGCCCCCCUCAUCCGACAGCCCGCUGCUGUGGACCUACCCAUCCGGCGGCUUCAGGAGGCCGCCAGCAUAUGAGAGUUUGAGAGGCAGCUCUCAAACACCGUCUCUGCCACAGCCUUUGAGCCUCACUGGUGCAGGCGAGGGGUUGUCCAGGAGCAACGGAGGGUCUUCAUCACAGACAAAAGCUGGCUUCAUGCCCUGGGAAAGCAGCAGCAGCAGUUUCGGUGGAGAUGAAGGUUCUUACUGGCCGAUGCAGAGGAAGCUGUCCUUCAGCCAUGGGAGCAGGGAAGCAGAGAAAGACGGCCGGGCCUGGAACGGCAGUGCUGAUGCUCUGCUCAAGAUGGAUAAAGAGGACCUGGUGGUGGGCUCCCGAGGAGGCCACUCAGGCAUCCCAGUUCACUACAGUGGCGCCGCCAGCAGGCCUCUCGGCCACAGCGAGUCUUUGGCGGGUGUGGACAGCAGCACAGGAUUCAGAGCUCUGCCCAGAGCAGGGCUACCUCUUCCCUGCCAAACAUUUCCUGCCUGUCGCAAUGGAGAAGUGGGGCGGCUGGGCCGCUCCUCCUCUGCUGCUGGAGUGAGACAGGUGGGUGGAGGAGACGUCCAGAGACAGAGCAGUCUACCGGCGCGAGAAGCUCUGAAUCAGCUGCAAGGUCUGGCCUCAACUCAAGUGCACUGCAGCCCCGGCACUCCCGGUGUGUCUCGGCAGCAGCAGCAGCAUCUUCAGCUCCAUCAGCAGCAGCUGCAGUUAAAGCAGCAGCUCCAGCAGCUUCAGCAACAGCACCACCUACAGCUGCAGUUCCAACAGCUUGCCCAGCUGGCACAGGGACACCCCCCAGCCAGCGGGGGUAACACCCCAUCCACGACUCAGUCCCAGAGAGACGGCAAGCUGCUGGAGGUCAUUGAGCGAAAGCGCUGCCUGUGCAAGGAGAUCAAGGCCCACAGAAGGCCUGACAAAAGCCUGUGCAAGCAGGACAGCAUGCCGAUCCUCCCUAGCUGGAGACGGACACCCGAGCCUCGGAAUUCCGGCACGCCACCUUGUCAGAGGCCUCAGGCUGUCGUGUGGGACACAGCGAUCUGAGGAUAUAAAGACUGAGCAGUCCCCUAAACAAACUAUUUACCAGAAUUUAUUAGAAUAAAUAACAACAGAUUGACAAACUGUCAGAUUAUUUGAAAGACUUUGAGAGAAGACGAAGACACUACUGUUGUUUUGUUUGAAAAUGUUCUGAAAACUAGAUCAGUGGAUUCUGGAGACCUUGAACUUGUUCGUGAAAACAAAGAAGCAGCAAAACGUCGAUUAAGAGGUGUGCAAAAAUAGUUAAUACAAUCAGACUACACCACUUUCAUACUCAGCUGAUUUGUAUUUUCUCUGUAUUAUACUGAUAUGUUCUAAUUGCCAAUGAUUAUUUUGCCACAAAACACCAGUAAUAUUGCUAAGGGGAAAAAAAGAGAGCGACAGCCACAAAUGAUUAAUAAUAACAACAAUAGUAAUAACGAGUGUGUCGUUUUCUGAGAUUGGUGUUGCCAAAUAUCCUCCUGACUACUUGAGACGCAAAGGAAUCGUGGGUUUUCUCCAGCGUAAGAAAUCCGACAAGCACAGGGUCCGCUCUGUGCUGAAGAAACGGCAAGACUCAUAGACAAGUUCUUCGAAGUGUUUCUUGAAAUCGUGAAUGUAUACGAGAUGUCUUGGUAUCAAUAGAUUGUCAUUGUGGAUGCAAAUAAUCAUCACUGAGAAGUUAAAGCUACCUACUGUAUCCAUUUGCAUAUUUGUAAUGUAAAUCUAUUUACUUUCUCAACGUUUCUGCAAUUUUACAGCAAUAUGCUCCGGAAACUCGGGCAACGUAUUUAAAACUUGUGUCAGCUAGCCUAACAUACAUAUCUUAAGACUUGAACAAGUCAUAUUUACUGUGUCAUUCUCUGCAUGUCACAAUAGACAUACAGUGCUGUAAAAAAACAAGAAAAAAAGGAGAAACGUGGGUAGAGAUGAUCCUGUCAGACUUUUACAUACAGCAGAUCUUUACUAGGAUAACGAGUGAUUUGUUGUAAGAGUUGAACAAUACGUUGCCAAGCGUGUAAACGUAAGAAAGGGCGGUACAUCCUGCUGCAGUUCGGCCAAAUAGAUACAGAUCAGCGGUAGAAAAGUAAAAACAUCAUUGCUCAUGCUUCUACACCUGCUGCACAUUACUAUUUGUUCCUCCACACAGGAAAAGCCUGAACACUGACACCCAUCAACACAGACUGUGCAAUACGGUGCAACUGAUGAGACUGUGAGUAUCGAUCACCUCAAACAGAAUGCUGGAACAAUCUGCACAAAUCAACGCUUUGGAGAAAUCCAGCCCUGGUGUACUGUAAAUAGACAUGUACAACUGUAUUUGAAAAUGUAGCAAUUAUUUCCAUUUUCAUACUUGUAUUCAAUACAUAUUAUGUAGCAUAGACUGUACAAACAGAAUUUUGUUCACUAGUUUUUUUCCCCUUCUUUUUUAUAAAGGAUUAUGUAGUUUAUCUGCUGCAGCCAGUCCAUGCAUCACAGAUCUACGAGUAAACGAUGAGCCCUCUUAAUAAAAAAGGUACAGGCCAACAGUUGUUUAUAUAAAUUUAUGCAAGAUUCCCUUUAAGCUUUGUUCUUGAUUCUUUUUUACAUUCACUUUUAUUUCUGUACAGAUUUCAACAGCUUUUAGUCCUGAUAUUUUUUAAGACUUUGCUGCUAUCUUGAAUACCGGUGUUGUACAUUCAACUACACAGUGUUACCACGACAAACUUUAUUUAUACAGCGCUUAUUGUUACAUGACUGUUCUUUUUCUUUUCUAAAAGCUACAUGAAAUGAAGUUUGUACCUUGAAGAGUCGGCUCUCCUGUAAUCGAUUUAAGGCGCUUGAAUGUCUCUUGGUUGGUGUUUUACAAUAGUUUCUACCAAAACUAUACAGGAUCCAGCGAAAGAAAAAAAAAAAGAAGAUUCCCAAGUGUUCCCGAGUCACUGCUUGGCCUUUUUUUUUAAGUCCCUCCUGCUUGUGUUUGAAGGUUUUGUUGAGCUCACCGAGUCCAUUUUCAAACAAACACAAGCCAGGGUGAAGGAAAUGGGGGAAGUGCAAUGCAUGCAGAGAUUCCUUACACUGAAAUGUUCCAGUGAAACUUAUUAUCGUGCCCAGUUUGAUUCCAAAAGUGAUCACUUUACUACGGCUCCGUUUCACAGACUGAAAUGAAACCCAAGGUAGGCUAUCAUGUUCCAAAAUAGUUUACAGAGGCUGUUGGUUUUGUGUGUCUUCUGAAACAGUGGCCGUUAUACCAGUGCCAUAUACUCUAUUGAUAUGGUAAGAUACGGUGUACCUUGGAAAUCACUGUAGUGCUAUAUUUGCAUUGAUAUUGUCAUUGAAAAUAAAUUUUAUAGAAUGAACUUUACACAACAAACCGAGCGGAUCCUUGCUUUUUACAUGCCACAUGUUUUACACUGCAGCAGGAAAGUGGACACCAUGUUCCUGCUGCACCGCUGCAACACCGCCUGUGGCCAAACGGAGGCGCUAUCUUCACUCUUCACUUCUCCAUGAACAGCUGAUUAACUCAGAUUGUCAUUUUAAAGUACAAUGAGUUAUUUAAACACACAUUUUCACAAGAAAGGGUGAAAAUAUCUGCCUAACGAACAUGAUUUAGAUGAUGUCUUCAUCUUUUACGCAACUUUGCAAAGAUGUUGCUGAUUUGAUGGAAAAUCUCAUAUGUUGAGAUACAUAUAUAUGUAUAUCGAUGGUU
Molecule: messenger RNA, 9797 nt
Organism: Nothobranchius furzeri (turquoise killifish)
Lineage: Eukaryota; Metazoa; Chordata; Actinopteri; Cyprinodontiformes; Nothobranchiidae
Product: neuronal tyrosine-phosphorylated phosphoinositide-3-kinase adapter 1
Biological process (GO): phosphatidylinositol 3-kinase/protein kinase B signal transduction; neuron projection morphogenesis
Source: RefSeq, a predicted model, not a curated record